AUGUUAGUCAACACCCGCUGCAAAUAUGUUCCAAUUCUGACAAUCUACAAAAUAGAAAACGAGAAGAAGCAGCAGCUCAAGCAAUUCGUCUUCGAAGAAACCCAGUUUAUAACUGCCGGUAAAAUAAUGAACGAAGAAGUAAGAAGAUUCGAAACUAUUGACAAAAACAAUCUGAAACGUCCACUCUCUGAUAAUGAGUCAAUCAGUUCUGACAGUACUUUUUUUUCAAUAGACAGUUUUUCGACGUCAAAACAAAAUGUCGCCAAGACUGUAGAUUCUACAUCGAUGACUACUUCAUGUUACAAUGAAACUUUGAUGAAGAUCAGCUCGAAAUCCAUAGAGGUUUUGCUGGAUAUGUCAACUGCGGCAUUCCGUCAAGAUUGUUCUACCUCUAAAAGGGACCAUCACCUUUCUGGAGCAACCCAAACUUCCCAAGUGCCAACUACCCGAUAUACUGACGGACUGGAACAAUACUUGCUAAAGGAUCCUGUUUCAAGGAUGGAGUUUGAACGAUCUGAUCUCGAUGAUAUCUUGAUCGGCCUCUUGCUCGAAAACAUUCAUACAGGAACUUCACAUCAAAAACUGUGCCAGGAUGGAAAUAAUAUGAACGUCGUUUCCAAUACAAUGUCAUGUCAACACUGA
Molecule: messenger RNA, 642 nt
Organism: Caenorhabditis remanei
Lineage: Eukaryota; Metazoa; Nematoda; Chromadorea; Rhabditida; Rhabditidae
Exons: 2
Coding region: 1-642 (213 amino acids)
Biological process (GO): positive regulation of DNA-templated transcription
Cellular component (GO): nucleus
Molecular function (GO): DNA-binding transcription factor activity
Source: RefSeq, a predicted model, not a curated record